Molecule: messenger RNA, 481 nt
Organism: Plectropomus leopardus (leopard coralgrouper)
Lineage: Eukaryota; Metazoa; Chordata; Actinopteri; Perciformes; Serranidae
Source: RefSeq, a predicted model, not a curated record
UGUGCUGAUGCUUGUUGUAAGCUCACGUCUCCUCGCUCCUCUCACUGCAGCUUCUAUAAGGGUGUGGUGCCCCUGUGGAUGAGGCAGAUCCCCUACACCAUGAUGAAGUUUGCCUGCUUCGAGCGCACUGUGGAGAUGCUCUACAAGUAUGUUGUUCCUAAGCCCCGCAGCGAGUGCAGCAAACCUGAGCAGCUGGUGGUCACCUUCGUGGCCGGUUAUAUCGCUGGUGUGUUCUGUGCCAUCGUGUCCCACCCUGCUGACUCCGUGGUGUCCGUGCUGAACAAGGAGAGUGGCAGCACUGCUUUCCAGGUCCUCAAGAGGCUGGGACCCAAAGGUCUGUACCAACACCAGUUCUCCUCUAACUCGAGCAGCAUCCCAGUGCAGCAUCAGGCUCUGAUCAACACGCUCCUUAGAUCCACCUCUGGAGGGCGCUGUGCUCUGAGCACAGCUCCUCAGCAGCUUUCCGGCUGUACAGUUGGAG